This is a messenger RNA of Pristis pectinata (smalltooth sawfish), 1803 nucleotides long. RefSeq lists its product as uncharacterized. The transcript has a single exon. The record is from RefSeq and is a predicted model, not a curated record. NCBI's taxonomy places the organism in Eukaryota, Metazoa, Chordata, Chondrichthyes, Rhinopristiformes, Pristidae. The coding region runs from base 405 to 1661 and encodes 418 amino acids.
AGUGUUUGAAACUCGCUCUCUCUCUCUUUCUCUCUCUCUCUCUCUCUCUCUCUGCUUCUUCCUCCGCCCCCGGGAGUCGGUGCUUGUACACGCCGGCUGGCGGAUUGCAAGUCGUUCCUUGGCUCAUUUGGGAAGAUGUUUGGCUCGGUGGGAGCCCGGAAAUAUUCUUUGAUUGUCCAGCGCUCCCGGUCGCAGGCGAGCGGUCUACCACUGAACUCACUGCACGUCUGCAUGCCGGGGGAGGGAGUGCAUUAAUGGCAUUCAGUUCGGCCGCACGGAUUCCCCGCACACCUGAGCCCGUGUCCGUGCUGCACCCUGUGUGAAGCGGGUCUGUGCCCACUUCGGAUCCGCCCCGGGAGCUUGCCCGGUCCACUGUUUGAAUCGCCAGGAGGCGGAGAGGAGCCAUGUACCUUCUGGACAGCGAGCCGUACCCCGAGAUGAUGAAGAGGGGCACUCCUCAGAGGAAGACGGUCUAUCGCAUCUCACUCACCCUCGUCAAGCGGGAGGCCACCCCGGCCGAGAGCGGGAGCAGAGCUCCUCCUUCCCCCCGACACCAGGGGGCUUCGGAAGCCGGCGGGGCUCAGCGGUCAGGGAGCCCGUGUCCGGCCGAGGGUAGCGAAGCCGAGGACGAGUUUGAGGCGCAGGGAAGCCUCCGGAGCUUUCGGACCUUCAGCACCGGGCACCUGGAACUCGGCAGGCUGAAGGUGGCCAGGAAGUCCCGCGAUCAGAGCUGUAAACUCAAGGGCACCCCAACCAAAGACCUGGUUACCUUGAGGCGUAGAGAUGGUGCUUCAGCCAGACCCAGCAGCAUGUUGGCUGCCGUGGAUGUUGAGUCGAAGAAUAAAAAAAAUUGGACCGAGCGAUUGGGAACAGGGGCUGAAUCCAGAGAUCAGGUUCCAGGGGGGAAGAGUCCCAACCAGGGAAAGGACUUCCAAGGUGGUAGGACUUGCCCCGAAGCAAGUGGACAAGGAGAUCUGACCAAAACCAUUCGUGGAAAGGAGUUCUCGCCACCUUCAGAGUCCAGCGAUGCAGAGGCGCCUUAUCCCAGGAAAUCACCGAGAGCAGACGGUAAAUCUGCUUUGAGGAAAACGGAGACAACCACGAAAAGAAAUUUAAAUAAUUCAUUGAAAAGCCUUUUAAAGGAUAAGGAGUUAAUGGCAAUACCUUCAGAGCUUGAUUUUUCCAAGCAACUCAUUUCAAGAGGAGAGCAUGCUUUAUUAUCAGUAGCCCCUGCAGCAGAUUCAAACCUGCCUUCUGAUUCUUCUCGUGUAGAUGCUAUUAAACAAACUCCCCCGUUAUCUUUAGCAACGGACAAAAGACAUCCAAGUUUACUCAGAAGAAGCUUCAGCUUCAGUUUCAGGCAUUGGAAUGGAGAGUUGGUGAGGUUUAAAGCGUUAUCAAAAGAGAAAUAUCAUGGCAGCUCCAGCUGUCUCUCUGGGGUGGAAGCUGGAAGUGAAUUCAAAAUCCAAAAGCCGUAUUGUGGGGAAUCUUCAACGAAUGAGAAGCGGAACACCUUGGAUGUCGGAGAAGUUCUCAACAAAACGGAUCCACUCUCUGAGCAAGAGCGGUGGGAGAGGGGUAAAAGGAAGAACAGGACUUUAGACAAUAGUGAUAUUCAUAAGCUUUCUGAAACCGGGAAAUGGGAAAGGACAGUUUUGUAACAGGUGGUGUGAGAUCCAGUUCCCAAGAGCACAAACUCUUCAGGUUUUUCAGCGGCAUUUUCUCAAAACGCGAUGGCACUUCGACACCUGUUACAAGCCCAUAUGGAAAAUCACACAGAGAUUUUGUUUCCAAAUCCAGGGG